Tupaia belangeri chinensis (Chinese tree shrew) is the source of this 966-nucleotide messenger RNA. RefSeq names its product olfactory receptor family 10 subfamily G member 6 (gene OR10G6). The coding region runs from base 31 to 966 and encodes 311 amino acids. The record is from RefSeq and is a predicted model, not a curated record. NCBI's taxonomy places the organism in Eukaryota, Metazoa, Chordata, Mammalia, Scandentia, Tupaiidae. Gene Ontology annotation, biological process: G protein-coupled receptor signaling pathway. The transcript has a single exon. Gene Ontology annotation, molecular function: G protein-coupled receptor activity; olfactory receptor activity. Gene Ontology annotation, cellular component: membrane.
CUUCUUUUAGUGGAAGUGAACAACAAGAAAAUGCAAAGUGGAAACCAGACUUCCGUGGCUCACUUCCUCCUGGUGGGUCUGCACCACCCACCACUGCUGGCCGUGCCACUCUUCCUGGCUUUCCUCCUCAUCUACCUCCUCACCGUCUCGGGCAAUGGGCUCAUCAUCCUCACUGUCCUGGUGGAUGUCCGGCUCCACCACGCCAUGUACUGGUUCCUGUGUCACCUGUCCUUCCUGGAUAUGACCAUAUCCUCUGCCAUCGUGCCCAAACUGCUGGCUGGCUUUCUCUUGGGUAGUCGGGCUAUAUCUUUUGGGGACUGUGUCAUCCAACUUUUCUCUUUCCAUUUCCUGGGCUGCACUGAGUGCUUCCUUUACACACUCAUGGCUUAUGACCGCUUCCUGGCCAUCUGUAAGCCUUUGCACUAUGCCACCAUCAUGACCCACAGAGUCUGUAACUACCUGGCUCUUGGCACCUGGAUGGGUGGAACCCUCCAUUCCCUUUUCCAAACAAGCUUUAUAUUUAGGCUGCCCUUCUGUGGCCCAAACCGGGUUGACUACUUCUUCUGUGACAUCCCUGCCUUGCUGCGUCUUGCCUGUGCUGACACCACCAUCAAUGAGCUCGUCACCUUUGUGGAUAUUGGCUUCCUGGCCCUCACCUGCUUUGUGCUCAUCCUCACUUCCUAUGGCUACAUAGUGGCUGCCAUCCUGCGGAUCAGAUCGGCGGAGGGACGCCGCAACGCCUUCUCCACCUGUGCUGCCCACCUCACUGUGGUCAUCGUGUACUAUGUGCCCUGCACCUUCAUUUACCUGCGACCUGGCUCGCAGGAGCCCUUGGAUGGGGUGAUAGCUGUCUUCUACACUGUUGUCACCCCCUUGCUCAACCCCAUCAUCUACACCCUCCGCAACAAAGAGAUGAAGGCAGCAUUAUGGAGGCUGGGAGGCUGCAAGGUGGUGCAGGCUCACUGA